AUGCCCCGCUCCUUCCUGGUGAAGAAGCUGAAGGCUGAGGCGUUCCCGGCUGCCGGGGCCCCCGCGCCCCCCUACACCCCCCUGGAGCCCCCCUACGCGCUGCCUGGCCCCGCCGCCGGCGAUGGGUACCUCCAGCACUGCCUGGCACCCUCCGGCUACGACUCCGACAAGAAGCAAGGUCUGCCGCCAGCACCCCCGGACCCAGCCUACGCGCCGGGCCACGAGGAGUACAGCGACCCCGAGAGCCCCCAGUCCAGCUUCUCCGCCCGCUACUUCAACGGGGAGGCGGCGGUGACGGACAGCUACUCCAUGGACGCCUUCUUCAUCACGGACGGGCGAUCCCGCCGGCGCAGCGAGAGCCAACGCCGCGGCAGCCACCGCCACUCCUGCCCCGAGUGCGGCAAGACCUACGCCACCUCCUCCAACCUCAGCCGGCACAAGCAGACCCAUCGCAGCCUGGACAGCAAGAUGGCGAGGAAAUGCCCGACCUGCGGCAAGGCUUACGUCUCCAUGCCCGCCCUGGCCAUGCACGUCCUCACCCACAACCUCAAGCACAAGUGCGACGUGUGCGGCAAAGCCUUCAGCCGGCCCUGGCUGCUGCAGGGCCACAUGAGGUCCCACACCGGGGAGAAACCCUUCGGCUGCUCCCACUGCGGGAAAGCCUUCGCCGACCGCUCCAACCUGCGCGCCCACAUGCAGACCCACUCCGCCUUCAAGCACUACAAGUGCAAGCAGUGCGAGAAGACCUUCGCCCUCAAGUCGUACCUCAACAAGCACUAUGAGUCCGCCUGCUUCAAGGGCUCCGAACACAGCUGUGCAAUAGGGAACUAGCACCCCAGCCCCCUGCAGCACACCCCCAGCCCCGU
Molecule: messenger RNA, 866 nt
Organism: Calypte anna (Anna's hummingbird)
Lineage: Eukaryota; Metazoa; Chordata; Aves; Apodiformes; Trochilidae
Gene: SCRT2
Product: scratch family transcriptional repressor 2
Exons: 2
Coding region: 1-831 (276 amino acids)
Biological process (GO): regulation of DNA-templated transcription
Molecular function (GO): RNA polymerase II cis-regulatory region sequence-specific DNA binding; DNA-binding transcription factor activity, RNA polymerase II-specific
Source: RefSeq, a predicted model, not a curated record